AUGCAGAUCUACUUCGGUAAGACGGCCAAUGUGACCGGGGUGGUCAUCAGUGGAGGGGGCUUUGCCAGGAUGAUGGACAGUUGGGUGACGUCAUUCACUCUGGCCUUCAGUAUGGACGGCGUGGCGUGGACGCCGUACGGAGACAGCGGCGGUGACGUACAGGUGUUUCAAGGAAACAGAGACCCAUACAACCAGGUGAGCCGUCCCCUGGAUCACCCUGUGACGUCACGCUACAUCCGGCUGUACCCCACCGGUUACCGAGGCUGGGGUGCCCUGAGAAUGGAGGUGUACGUCACAAACGACGAAGACACUUGGUUACAGCGGGGAGAAUACUCUUCUUUGGUGGUGGACCCGGAUCCCUUACAUCCCCGGAUGUUCAAGCGGGUUCCUGACUACAGCGCCUCUUCGCGUGUUGAUGCGUUCUACCCGCACCAGGCACGUCUGAACAACGGGAGGGGUCAGCAACAGGGAGCCUGCUGGUCUCCGGGUAAUCACACGCGCGGUGAACAUUGGUUGCAGAUCACCCAUGGCGUGUUGUACCGAGUGGCCGGCGUCAUCACACAGGGGGCUUACAACAUGGACGCCUGGGUGACGUCAUAUAGGUUAGAGUUCAGUAUGGACGGCCAAAUAUGGACAACAUACAAAAACAGUGAUGGCGAAGCGAAGGUGUUCCAAGGCAACACAGACAACUAUCGCUAUGCACGCAAUAUUCUGGACAACCCAGUAUUUGCACUCUAUACUCGCUUCAUCCCAAUAACAUUCCACAACCAAAUCGCACUUCGAGCAGAGGUAUUGGUCAUGCAAGGGUGUGCGGCCCAGGAGGUGUUCUGUGAUGGGAGGUGCCAAGCAAAGGGACGACUCUGUUUGGUACUUGGGCGAUGCGUACCACGCCAGUUCCAGUAUGAAGACAAGCCUAUUUGUGAGGAAAUACUACAAGCAACGUGCGGAACGGAAUCAACACUCAAAUUUGAUGAGCUCGAGUGUUCGGUGAAUCAAAUUCUGAACGUUAUUUUUUACCCGUCUUUGCAGAAAUCGACAACCAGUUCAACCAAUGUCAAUAUGCCCUUGAGGACUUCGAAUUCGAUCGUCCGGGUCCAGUCGACAUUAGACCCGGAUCCGAACCGGGUCUCUCCGGCGGCGUGGCCCGGUCUCCCCGGUGGCUUUGAGUCCGCACCCGGUCUCUCCGGUGGCUUUGAGUCCGCACCCGGUCUCUCCGGUGGCUUUGAGUCCGCACCCGGUCUCUCCGGUGGCUUUGAGUCCGCACCCGGUCUCUCCGGUGGCUUUGAGUCCGCACCCGGUCUCCCUGAUGGCUUUGAGUCCGCACCCGGUCUCUCCGGUGGCCUUGAGUCCGCAUCCGGUCUCUCCGGUGGCUUUGAGUCCGCACCCGGUCUCUCCGGUGGCUUUGAGUCCGCACCCGGUCUCCCUGAUGGAUUUGAGUCCGCACCCGGUCUCUCCGGUGGCUUUGAGUCCGCACCCGGUCUCUCCGGUGGCUUUGAGUCCGCACCCGGUCUCUCCGGUGGCUUUGAAUCCGCACCCAGUCUUUCCGGUGGCUUUGAGUCCGAACCUGGUCUUUCCGGCGGCUUUGAAUCCGCACCCGGUCUCUCCGGUGGUUUUGAGUCCUCAUCCGGUCUCUCCGGUGGCUUUGAGUCCGCACCCGGUCUCUCCGGUGGCUUUGAGUCCGCACCCGGUCUUUCCGGUGGCUUUGAAUCCGCACCCGGUCUUUCCGGUGGCUUUGAGUCCGCACCCGGUCUGUCCGGUGGCUUUGAGUCCGCACCCGGUCUGUCCGGUGGCUUUGAGUCCGCACCCGGUCUCUCCGGCGGCUUUGAGUCCGCACCCGGUCUCUCCGGUGAUAUUGAGUCCGCACCCGGUCUUUCCGGUGGCUUUGAGUCCGCACCCGGUCUCUCCGGCGGCUUUGAGUCCGCACCCGGUCUCUCCGGUGAUAUUGAGUCCGCACCCGGUCUCUCCGGUGGCUUUGAGUCCGCACCCGGUCUUUCCGGUGGCUUUGAGUCCGCACCCGGUCUCCCUGGUGGCUUUGAAUCCGCACCCGGUCUCUCCGCCGAAUCCGGAAUCUCCGGUGGCUUUUUGGAGUCAGAGGGAACGACUGAAAAGUACCACUACAUCCAGGCUUGCGACGGCAUAUAUGACUGCUCAAACAGAAAGGACGAACAAAACUGUGAAGAAAUGGAAUGCGUUCUGCGGUGUGAGACAGAGUCAGGUGACCCGUGCAUCCCCAAGAGAUGGAUAUGUGACAACACUGCAGACUGCCUGGAUGGAGAGGACGAACAAGGUUGCAGCAAUGAGAAAGCAUCCAUUGGGUGUUUUUUCAAGUGCUUGUCCGGGGCCUUCAUCGUUACCGAGAUUUGUGUCCCGCCACACCAGCUAGGGGACGGGCAGGAGGACUGUGGACUUGGUGAAGACGAAGAUCCGAGACAGGUUGAAUUGGCACUGGAAGCCUGGUUCGGCACCUGCAACUUCAACUGUCCGUCCGUCUACGGCAACGCGUCCUGCGUUCCAGACGUGUUCAUGUGUGACGGAACCGCCGACUGUCUGGGCGAGGAGGAUGAGAAAAGCUGUGGAGUUGUCGAAGAGAGUUGCUUUACAUUUUCCUGCGGUUUUCCCGGCGACCCGACCCCUCUGUGUGUGCCGGAACACCUGAUCUGUGACGGCCACCCGGACUGUCUGACAGGGGAGGACGAGCAGGGGUGUGGCCCCGCGGCCGCGGGGAUGGUCGAGAAAAUCGGUCAGGAAACUGAUGAGGAAGCAACGGUCAACGUGGAGACCGAGGAAGGACCGACUGUCGGUCAAGAAGCAGUCGCAGAACCGAGCAGUGGCCGCGGUCCGUCUGAUGGACAGCCAGGAUUCCAUGCAGGGAGUGGUGGGGCCUUCAACCGAGCCUCGUUUUGGAUGACAGCUGCUGCCAUGGGCCUUCAAAUCUUCUACCGUUAAAUAACUGUUUACGCACAGAUGAUUGUGUUGCUCUUGCAAAACGAUUUUGUGACUGACAUAUCCUAAGAUAUAGAUAAACGUACUUCUGGUAUUGAGUUUCUUAAAAUCUGUCGUAUUUAGACACAGGAAUGUAAGUAACUUAUAUUGUGAGAUGUCAUAUCCAAGUAUUUCAUUACCAAAAAGAAUUCAGUUUUAAUUUUCUUUAGACAAAAUGGAAAAAACCUUUGGCCAGGGGAUACAAUGUGGUAUCUUCCUGUUUCUAUAUUCAAUUAAUGGCUAUACUACUGAUUCUAAUUGCGUUAUAUACUAGUAUAUCACUUUUAGCCAUAAUAACAAUAGUAUCAAUAAUUUUGAUGCAUGUUC
Messenger RNA from Branchiostoma floridae (Florida lancelet), 3309 nucleotides. RefSeq lists its product as uncharacterized. Gene Ontology annotation, molecular function: protein binding. The transcript has 13 exons. Lineage: Eukaryota; Metazoa; Chordata; Leptocardii; Amphioxiformes; Branchiostomatidae. Bases 1 to 2946 code for a protein of 981 amino acids. The record is from RefSeq and is a predicted model, not a curated record.